GUCAGUCUGUGGCAUUUGGUAAGCGGCAAAGCGGUAUAAUAUUUACCAAUUUCUUAUAAAUUUUUAUAUCAACAAUAAAUAUGACUGCGUUUGAGGAGUUUGGAGUUCUUCCCGAGUUGGGGAAGGCUAUAGACGAAAUGGAUUGGACACUUCCGACAGACGUGCAAGCAGAAGCAAUUCCACUUAUCCUGGGUGGAGGUGACGUGCUUAUGGCAGCGGAGACCGGUAGUGGUAAAACCGGCGCUUUCUGCCUACCCAUACUGCAGAUAGUUUGGGAAACACUUAAAGAUAUACAAGAAGGAAAAACUAGUAAAGUGAUACAGCAAGCUUCGACAGAAUGGACCAUGUCUUUCUUCGAUCGCACUGACGCCUUGGCGGUAACUCCAGAUGGUCUGAGAUGUCAAUCUCGAGACGCUAAUGGAUGGCAUGGUUGUAGGGCCACUAAGGGUGUGCAUACUAAGGGUGCAUAUUAUUUUGAAGCUACAGUUACAGAUGAAGGGUUGUGCCGGGUCGGCUGGUCUACUCAGGCUGCACGGCUGGAUCUUGGCACAGACAGGUUAGGGUUUGGGUUUGGUGGUACUGGCAAGAAAUCAAAUGCAAAGCAGUUUGAUGAUUAUGGCAGUGCUUAUGGGAAAGAUGAUGUCAUUGGAUGUCUAUUAAAUUUAAACACUGGAGAAAUAAAGUACACAAAGAAUGGUGAAGAUUUAGGUGUGGCCUUCAAAUUGGACCAAUCAAGACGGGCCGACUGUUAUUUCCCAGCAGUUGUUCUCAAAAAUGCUGAAAUGAGCUUUAACUUUGGUACAACACCUUUGAAACAUCCACCUACAGGAGACUAUGUACCGCUAUGCCAGGCACCAAAGGAUUAUGUGAAGCAAAAUGUAGUUGCAGCAGUUGCUGCUACUGGCGCUGUGAAGCCAGUCAAUAAUGCUCCUCAAGCAAUUAUUAUUGAGCCAUCCAGAGAGUUAGCAGAACAAACAUGCUCACAAAUAACGAUGUUCAAGAAACAUUUGGACAACCCAAAGGUGCGAGAAUUGUUAGUGGUUGGUGGUAUAAAUGUGAAGGAUCAAAUUAACCAGUUGAAUACUGGUGUUGACAUUGUUGUUGGGACACCUGGUAGAUUAGAAGACCUUAUUCAAGGAGGUUACUUAGCUCUCACACAUUGCCGAUUUUUUGUAUUGGAUGAAGCAGAUGGUCUCUUAAAAUCUGGUUGCGGAGAACUGAUUGAGAGGCUACACAGACAAAUACCAAAAAUUACUUCUGAUGGGCGACGUUUGCAAAUGGUUGUGUGCUCUGCGACAUUGCACGCGUUCGAAGUUAAGAAGAUGGCGGAGAAGCUCAUGCACUUCCCCACGUGGGUAGACCUGAAAGGAGAAGACGCAGUACCGGAGACGGUUCACCAUGUCGUUGUCAACGUCGACCCACAGAAGGACCGCUCCUGGGAAAGUCUGAGAAAGCAAAUAACAACUGACGCUGUGCACGCAAAGGACAACAUCCGCAGCGGCAACACCACGCCGGAGACUCUGUCGGAAGCGGUCAAGAUUCUCAAGGGAGAGUACUGUGUACGCGCCAUACGGGAACACAAAAUGGAUCGGGCAUUAAUAUUCUGUCGCACAAAACUCGACUGCGACAACAUGGAGCGCUACCUCAAAUCGUUUGGCAACGAGUUCUCGUGCGUUUGCCUCCACGGCGACCGCAAGCCGGCCGAGCGGAAGGCCAACUUGGACAAGUUCAAGCAGAAACAAGUCAAGUUUCUCAUCUGCACGGACGUCGCUGCCAGGGGUAUUGAUAUAUCCGGACUGCCUUUCAUGAUCAACGUGACCCUCCCCGAUGAGAAGUCUAACUACGUGCACCGCAUCGGUCGCGUGGGCCGCGCCGAGCGAAUGGGUCUAGCCAUCAGUCUCGUCUCUACUGUGCCAGAAAAGGUGUGGUACCACGGCGAGUGGUGUUCUUCCCGCGGCCGCAACUGCUGGAACACCAACCUCAUCGACGACAGGCCCAAAGGAUGCUGCAUGUGGUACAAUGAGCCACAGUACAUCGCGGACAUCGAAGAUCACUUGAACAUCACGAUACAACAGAUCGAGAACGAUAUGAAAGUGCCGUGCAAUGAGUUCGACGGCAAGGUUGUGUACGGGCAAAAGAGGCUGCAAACCGGUUCUGGCUACCAGGAUCACGUGUCGCAAAUGGCGCCCGUGGUACGCUCGUUGCAAGACCUGGAGUCGCAAGCGCAGAUUUAUUACUUGAAGAACCAUCAUAAUGUUGCAGUCGCUUGAUUUUUAAUUAAGUUUAAUAAUA
Molecule: messenger RNA, 2292 nt
Organism: Bicyclus anynana (squinting bush brown)
Lineage: Eukaryota; Metazoa; Arthropoda; Insecta; Lepidoptera; Nymphalidae
Gene: Ddx1
Product: ATP-dependent RNA helicase Ddx1
Exons: 13
Coding region: 81-2270 (729 amino acids)
Molecular function (GO): nucleic acid binding; ATP binding; RNA helicase activity
Source: RefSeq, a predicted model, not a curated record